This is a messenger RNA of Tachyglossus aculeatus (Australian echidna), 939 nucleotides long. Its product is annotated as olfactory receptor 2T1-like. Gene Ontology annotation, molecular function: olfactory receptor activity. The record is from RefSeq and is a predicted model, not a curated record. Gene Ontology annotation, cellular component: membrane. Lineage: Eukaryota; Metazoa; Chordata; Mammalia; Monotremata; Tachyglossidae. Gene Ontology annotation, biological process: G protein-coupled receptor signaling pathway.
AUGGAGGGAGAAAAGGCGACAUCUUCCACCGACUUCAUCCUCCUGGGACUUUUCGGCCCAGGAGAGACGUCGGUCUUCCUCUUCUCCCUCAUCUGCGCCAUCUUCCUCACGGCCGUGGUGUCCAUCUCCGUCCUGAUCUCCCUCGUCUGGGUCGACCCCCGGCUCCGAACCCCCAUGCACUUUCUGCUGGGACACUUUUCCCUCAUCGACAUCCUGUACAUCUCCACCACCUUGCCCAAGAUGCUGACAGACUUCCUACUCGGCCAGGCCACCAUCCCCAGCUGCGCAGCUCAACACUUCGCCUACUUGACCCUGGCGAUGGCUGAGUUUUAUCUCCUAGGGCUCAUGGCCCAUGACCGCUGCGUGACUGUGUGCCACCCACUGAAGUAUACAGCCCUCGUGACCCGAAGGACCUGCCUUGUCAUCGUGGCUGUCUCCUGGAUGGCCGGCAGUGUGAGCAGCUGCCUGCUGACUCCCAUCACCAUGACCCACUGUUUCUGUGGCUCCCGGCAGAUCGACCAUUUCUUCUGUGAGGACCCGGCUGUGCUGAGGCUGGUAUGCGCUGACACGACCCUCUACGAGACGGCCAUGUACGUCUGCUGGGUGAUGACUUCUGUUCUCUUCACCUCCUACACCGGGAUCCUCUUCGCCGUGUGCCGUGUCAGCUCGGCAGAAGGAAGGAGGAAGAUUUUGGCCACGUGUUCCUCGCAAGUGAUGGUGGUCAUGCUGUUCUACGGGGCUGCCAUGUACACAUUCAUGCUAUCACAUUCCUAUCACACGCCGGCCCUGGACAAGUUGUUCUCUGCCUUCUACACCAUCUUCACUCCCAUGCUCAACCCUUUGAUCUACAGCCUCCACAAUAAAGAUGUAGCCAGGGCCAUGAGGAGAGUUCUGGGAAGGUACAUCACUUCCAGGAAGCCCUCAGUUGAUGCGUUCUGA